Molecule: messenger RNA, 1011 nt
Organism: Rhagoletis pomonella (apple maggot)
Lineage: Eukaryota; Metazoa; Arthropoda; Insecta; Diptera; Tephritidae
Exons: 2
Coding region: 1-1011 (336 amino acids)
Biological process (GO): DNA integration
Molecular function (GO): nucleic acid binding
Source: RefSeq, a predicted model, not a curated record
AUGCCAUACGAUGUACCCGAUCCCUCGUCAAUAUCCUUCAGGAAACUCACCGCUUGGGCGGAGCAACGAGGGAUAAAUAUGGUGGCUGGCUGUGACGCCAACGCUCACCACACGGCGUGGAACAGCUCGAACAUCAACGAUAGAGCAACGACUUCUUCUACAAUAACAGCGCUGCAGAAAAUAUUUUCAGUUGAAGGUCUUCCCAAAACCAUUGUAAGUGAUAAUGGACCACAAUUCACCUCGGAGGAGUUUCAGACCUUUUGCAAAUUGAAUACGAUUGAGCAUCUUACAUCUGCUCCUUUUCAUCCGGCAUCGAAUGGUUUGGCAGAACGUUUUGUAAGAACAUUCAAGCAAGCGUUUUCUAAAAUUAUGACUACUGAAACUCAUCGUGAAAAAGCUUUAUAUAAGUAUUUGGCUACAUAUAGAUCCACACCGAACACAGUCAGUGGAAAAUCUCCAGCAGAACUGUUACAUGGACGUCAAUCGCGCACUAUUUUAUCUGCAUUGUUUCCACAAAAACAAAAUGUAUGCUACAGUAAUUCCAAAUUUCACGUAGGUCAAGAAGUUUAUGCACGAAAUUAUUCCGGAGCCAAAAGAUGGGUUGAAGGACAAAUUCUUGAAGUUAUUGGUCAAAUGAUGUAUCAUGUUCAAACAGAAACGGGAACAAUCAAGCGCCAUCAAAAUCAGUUAAAGGUCAAGUUAGUUACUCCACACACUGAUGCUUAUUCUAAAUCAAACCGGUCUACAUACGAUAUUGAUAUUGAACAAGAUUUUGAAAAUCAACGUUUGCAUCGGUUGCCGUAUGAACCAAUUUCUCAGAAUGAAAGAACAUUUUCAGAGUCAACGGGUUCAGCAAGUUUACCAAACACGACAACUGCAACUACGAGCCAAGAAUUAACAUCUUUAGUUCCUAUGCGUCAAGCUUCUAGUUUUAAACGACCACUUGAAUCACCUACUGUUCGACGAUCUAAUCGCAAGCGUUUCAAAGUGGAUAGAUUUCAAGCAAAUUAG